Phyllostomus discolor (pale spear-nosed bat) is the source of this 4551-nucleotide messenger RNA. It is a transcript of the gene KCNMB4, whose product is annotated as potassium calcium-activated channel subfamily M regulatory beta subunit 4. Gene Ontology annotation, cellular component: membrane; voltage-gated potassium channel complex. The transcript is spliced from 3 exons. The record is from RefSeq and is a predicted model, not a curated record. Gene Ontology annotation, molecular function: potassium channel regulator activity; calcium-activated potassium channel activity. Gene Ontology annotation, biological process: detection of calcium ion; potassium ion transport. The coding region runs from base 297 to 929 and encodes 210 amino acids. NCBI's taxonomy places the organism in Eukaryota, Metazoa, Chordata, Mammalia, Chiroptera, Phyllostomidae.
GGCAGGAGCCGCCGGCGCGCUCCUCGCGCCGUAGGGUGCGGGAGGCUGUGAGCCGCAGCAGCACCGGGAGCCUCAGGGGCAAGGGAGACGACGGGGCUAGGGGGUGGGGGCGCUGCCGCCUUCGGGGCGUCGCCGGCCUCCGCCCCUUUGUUCUCGCGUGCUCCCCCUAGCCGCCCACUCCCCUGCUGUCGUGCAGCCGCGGUGGCGGCGGCUCCUCCCGCCCGAGGCAGUGGGGCUCGGUGCCGGGGGCGGGGGGUGGGCGGGAGGAGCGCGCCAGCCGCUGGGAGUGGGGGGCGAUGGCGAAGCUCCGGGUGGCUUACGAGUACACGGAAGCCGAGGACAAAAGCAUCCGGCUCGGCUUGUUUCUCAUCAUCUCCGGUGUCGUGUUGCUCUUUAUCUUCGGCUUCUGCUGGCUCAGCCCCGCGCUGCAGGAUCUGCAAGCCACAGCGGCCAACUGCACGGUGCUGUCGGUGCAGCAGAUCGGCGAGGUGUUCGAGUGCACCUUCACCUGUGGCGCCGACUGUAGGGGCACAUCGCAGUACCCCUGCGUCCAGGUCUACGUGAACAACUCGGAGUCCAACUCCAGGGCGCUGCUGCACAGCGACGAGCACCAGCUCCUGACCAACCCCAAGUGCUCCUAUAUUCCUCCCUGUAAGAGAGAAAAUCAGAAGAACCUGGAAAGUGUCAUGAAUUGGCAACAGUACUGGAAAGAUGAGAUUGGUUCCCAGCCAUUUACUUGCUAUUUUAAUCAAUUCCAAAGACCGGAUGAUGUGCUCCUGCAUCGCACACAUGAUGAGAUUGUCCUCCUGCACUGCUUCCUCUGGCCCCUGGUGACAUUUGUGGUAGGCGUUCUCAUUGUGGUCCUGACCAUCUGUGCCAAGAGCCUGGCAGUCAAGGCAGAGGCCAUGAAGAAGCGCAAGUUCUCGUAGAGGGGAGUGAACACGUGGAAAGCAAAGCACAGAAGCUGCACCCGUCGGCACACAUCUACCUGCAGAGCCUGCUUCCGGCGCAGGAGAUGGAAGGGGCUGUGAGAGGCUCAGAGAGGCUCCUCCCUCCAUGGCAGCAGCAACAGGCACAAGUGGGAGACUUGGAACCUCAUAGGUUUUAUUCUGUGUGUCAUAGGGAUGGCUAAAGGGUCAAGCUCUUAGCUGUAUGGAGUAAGUUUCAGAAAAUCCAAUCAAAUGUUAGUUUUCUUUGGAAAGUAGCAGUAUAUAAUUGUACAGUGUAGUAUACAAAUCAUUAUGAUUUAUGGUAUUUAAAAAUAUUAAAAGAGAGUGGUCUGUGUUCUUUUCUAUUUCCUUUUUUAUCCUUAAAACACCAGGGUUCAAAAUAAAGGUCUUUUGGGUUUCAUUGAUUCAGACUACGCUCUGACUUGGGGACGAGGCUUCCUGCACAAGUCUUGGCCCCACUGUGUGCCCCCCACUUCCCAUGACCAGAGUGCUGUUGGACUCCUGCUUAAAAAAGGAACACAGCACUGUUCCCUUGGUCUCCAGUCACUUGUGUGACUCCUCAACCCAGGAUGCUCAAAGAUUGGGAAACAUACCCUCCAACACUGGCCUCUGCCUACCCCUUCUUUUUCACCAGGUUAUUUAAGAGGACUGAUUCCGAACCAAGCCCUAGCUCUAAGAGCACUGCCCUUCUUUCUUCACCUCUUCAUGUUUAUUUUGGGUGGAUUCUGUCCUUGUGCAAUAGAAUGUACAGGAUGUGAAGGUCACCUUUCAGCUCAGUCAAAUGCUGUUUUCAUCUUUUUUUUUUUAAAUCAGAAAACGUACUCAAGAUCUGUUCAAAUGUUGCAUUUUGAUUUUCUUUGUCCUUGCCUUGAUGUUCCCAGUAUUAAAACAAGAAUAUUGUUGCUGCUGCUGUUCAGUGUGCUUGGACAAACCUGGAGAUGUCACCCAGCUCACAUCACACUGAGCUUCCUAUGCCUUUAUCAAAAGUUCAUUGAAGAGACCAGACCUCUUAGAGUGUGUUCAUAAACUCAAAUUCCAAUUAUCAAUUACAGGCCUCAGUGAAUAUCAAACCUACCCUGUUUAUCUACCAGGUAAAAUCAAAUCUUAGUUUGGAUGAAAUGUAUAUAUUUAAUGGAAGAAUACUAAGAGUACUCUUCUAAUACUCUUCAGACAUUCUUCUAGUAGAUUAAAGGCAAAUUAGAAUUUAAAGACAGGCUCCCCUCAGUUAUUUGCUCAGGGUCCUAAGAAACACCCAUUAGUGGAACGAUAAUUUCCUGAUUUUUAAUCCACAUACUACUGUUUUCUUAAUUUUAUUAUUUUUAAAUCCUUACCUAAGGAUACAGUUAUUGAUUUUUUUAAAGAUUUUAUUUAUUUAUUUAUUUAUUUAUUUAUUUUUUAAGAGAGGGAAGGAAGGGAGAUAGAGAGAGAGAGAGAGAAACAUCAAUGUGCGGUUGCUGGGGGUUAUGGCCUGCAACCCAGGAAUGUACCCUGGCUGGGAAUCAAACCUGGGACACUUUGGUUCCCAGCCCACGCUCAAUCCACUGAGCUACGCCAGCCAGGGCUUAGGAUACAUUUAUUGAUUUUUAGAAACAGGAAGGGAGAGGAGUGAAGAGAGAGGAAAAAACAUGGAUGUGAGAGAGAAACAUCAAUCGUCUCCUGGACACACCUCAACUGGGAAUCGAACCUACAACCCAGGUAUAUGCAUGCAAUGACUGAUAAUGGAACUUACAGCCUCUUGGUGUAUGGGACAAUGCUCCAGCCAACUGAGCCCCCUGGCCAGGGCUGUUUCGUUGACUUUAAAAUGCAAGUAACUAAGAGAGUUAAUAGUCUUUGGUAGAAGGGUGCUGAAUGACUAUGAUAAUUUUUUUCUAGUUCAAGUGUUACAGGUUGCACUGUGGAGCAGCCCUUGAACACACUGUUUAAGACAUCCUUUGAGGCAGCUCCAGUGCCUUGACUUCAGUCCCAGUUUUCUGUGGCAGCAUCCCUGUUGUCUUAGCAACACAGCAAACCAUUCUGAAGCCGAGCCAUAGGAAAAUGGGAAUUAAAAAAUUAUCAUCUUUGUAUCACCUUGUGGCACCCGAAGUCUACUUUAUUCAUUUAUCUUAAUCCAAUAAUCUGUGGUUAAUUGAUUACAGAGACUAGCUAAAAAGAGCACAUGGACAUAUACCAAGUGUUGGAAAAGGGAAAAUAACUAUGUAUAGAUCUGAGCUUUCAUUUAUAUUAACAAAAUGCCUAUAUUUAGGCCCAAAGAAUAUACAUUCUAUAGUGUUUUCACAGCCCAAUGAAUUAUAACUGAUUGUGACUGUUUUCUGUAGGCUGGGUUUUGGAAAAGAGGAGAAGCCCACUGAAUUCAUGAGGUCACAUGUAGUUAAAUUACAGCCAGUUAAAUUUGAGACUAUUCAUAUUGUCUGAUUAAAGAUAAAAUCGAAAGGAAUAAGGGGAGGGCAUUUUAAAGAUCAUAAAAGGGAAAGAAGCUUAACUUAAUAUUUUAAUUCUCUUUUUUGUAUGUGAGGAGAUAUUUUAAUUCUCUUUCUUUGGAUAAAUGAGAAAAAAACCUAAGAGCCCAGAAUAUGGUUGCUCACAGAGGACAGUUUCUCCUGCCCUCACGUAACUACCCAGAAGUAGCUGAGAAGUGUAGGGCAGCUGUGUUUCACAAGGUAACCUGGGGUCCCAGGACUCACCUACCUGUUGGUCUCUCACUCCCAAGGGUAAUAAUGGUCAAAGCUGGCUCAGAGGAGCACAUCCACAGUGCAGCCUAUAAAAAGAGAGGAAGUUGGGAGCAAUCUAUUUCCUUUUAACGAAGUUUUAGCCAUCACUUCUGCUCAGUCCAUAACUACUUACUACAUAGCUAUACCCAGCUUCAAGGAAAGCUGAGACAUGUCCAGCUGGAAGGAUAUAUGUCCUCCUAAAACUCCAGGGUAAAGUUUCUAUUACUAAAAUGAAAAAGGUGAGAGUGAAGACUCAACUAAAAGAAAGGAAUGAUAUAUAGCCAUCCAUGGCCCAUGCCAUGAGGAGACUGAACAAGGCUAACAAAGGUCCCUUGCCGUCUGCUGUCUGGGAGAAGCUCUCUUGCCCGUUGCCCUCUGUGGCCCAUGGUUCGACUUUUCAGACAUGCUUGCUCGUCAGACUCACAGCCACAUCCGAAUCUUGGAGGAACGGAGGAGGGUUAGGGUUAGCUUCCAGCUUCCCAGCUUUCACAGGCCCUUGAUGCUGGUGCAGACUUGUAGACCUAGCUUUCCUUAGGAAUCGAACAAACAUAGGCUUCUGUAGGACGGAAUUAUAAUUCAUUGGGCUGUGAUGAAGAUGCCGACUCCAUUUUGAUGUUUGCUAAGAGUUUUCAAGUUUCAUCAUUCCCCUUUCCUUUCCCCUCAUCUCACCUGGGCAAGCUCGUUAUACAGCCUAGGCGCCUCCCUCUUUGGCCCAGGUGGGAAGUUCAGGGUGCACAUGCUCUGGCCUGUGUGCAGGAACCCUCCCCCCAGCCUCACACCCUGAGGACCACAAAAGACAAGCCAGUCAAGUCAUUUGGGAAUCUGCCUGGGGACUUGCCCUGCUCUCCCCAGAAAGUCUCAUUAUGUGAAUAAUAAACGUUUUCAUACCCUCU